Molecule: messenger RNA, 900 nt
Organism: Penicillium psychrosexuale
Lineage: Eukaryota; Fungi; Ascomycota; Eurotiomycetes; Eurotiales; Aspergillaceae
Product: putative C2H2 finger domain protein
Exons: 4
Coding region: 1-900 (299 amino acids)
Biological process (GO): regulation of transcription by RNA polymerase II
Cellular component (GO): transcription regulator complex; PcG protein complex
Molecular function (GO): DNA-binding transcription factor activity, RNA polymerase II-specific; RNA polymerase II cis-regulatory region sequence-specific DNA binding
Source: RefSeq, a predicted model, not a curated record
AUGGCUCCAGGCAGUGGGCGCGACUUUAACUGCUCGUGGGAGCAUUGUGCGAAGUCUUUCAAUCGCAAAUCCGAUCUCUGUCGCCAUUAUCGCAUUCACACCAAUGAGCGGCCGUAUCAUUGCACUGUAAAGGACUGCAACAAGAGCUUUAUUCAGCGCAGUGCCUUGACCGUACACUCGAGGACCCACACUGGCGAGAAGCCCCAUGUCUGUGACCAUGAAGGCUGUCAGAAGGCAUUUUCAGAUUCGUCGAGUUUGGCCCGUCAUCGCCGAAUCCACACCGGCAAGCGACCAUAUAUAUGCCAUGAACCUACCUGCGAACGCAGUUUUUGUCGCAAGACCACCCUCACCAAACACCAACAUCGCUCCCACCCCCCAGGGAGCUUGACCCGACCAUCCUCAGAAGAUGCGACCUCCGAGCACUCGUACCACCAAACACCCGUGCCGGUCUCGGGCCCAGGUGAGCAGUACAUGCUCGGCCAGCAACCGUAUUACCCGCAAUCGGCGACGCCGAGUCAUGAGUAUUACUCGCCACAGAGCGUGCCGAUGGGCUCCGUGCCGGUUCACGAAGCUGCCCCUCCGAUCGUGCCGCAGCCUGUACCUGGAUCCUCGCCGGUAAACAUGCCACACCCGCAACAGCCACACCCGCAGCACCAUGCGCAUCCGCAGCAGCAGCAGCACCAACAAUAUCUACAGAUGAUGCAACAGCGUUACGAGACCAGUCCGCGUGCCAACUACCUCCCAGAACAAUACCAACAUCCGUCUUUUCAAGGCCAUCAACUGCCACCCGAACAGCCAAUGAUGGUUUCAUACCACCCAAACUAUGCGUACAAACCCCCAGGCUCCCGUCUCUUGAACCAAGCCGAAGGGACUGACUGGGGCUUUUUGGGAGUAGGCUAA